GUUGACACGAUGGAAGUUUAAGGCAGCUGCUCUUUUUUUGUGUGAUUAUUAGAAGACGUCAAGUUGCGUGCACUGACUGACUGUCGGCGUGGAAGUGGGAGUGAACACCGGCGGUUAGGACUGCUUUUACUCCCCAGAUAUUAAAAAGAUGGAAAAUGGGGGCGGCAGUGGCCGUCGCCGGAACGUUACGGCAGUGUCCACAGUCUCUGGCCCGGAUUGCCCUCAGAAUGGCGGAUGUAGUCUUGGGAACCACGGCCACCAGCUCAUUGGUGAUAUUCACGUCACUAGUAAUGGGAAAAUUGAAGUGGAGCAGGUGAUCAGCAAUAAGCUUCAACUGAAAAUGAAAUCAGAGCACCUGAAGAAGGACCUGUUACGUGAAGUUAACAACCAUGUCAAUGACUUCAUUGACAGUCUUAUUGAGGAAUCUGCAAGUGUGGAGCCUGCGUCCCUGCCUGCUGUCUUCUCACCCCCUCUGUCAGACAAGGAGAGAAGCAGGCUCGGGCAUUUCAGACCUCCUCAUGGCCAUGGCAAGCAGUUUGUUAGCCGCAGGUCCCUCCUGGAUGAGUUGUUUGAGGUGAACCACAUCCAGACAAUCUACCACAUGUUUAUUGCCCUGCUCAUUCUCUUUAUCCUCAGUACACUGGUGGUUGAUUUCAUUGAUGAAGGCAGACUGGUGCUGGAUUUUGACUUGCUAGUCUACGCGUUUGGACAGUUCCCUCUGGUGGUGUGCACGUGGAUCUGUAUGUUCCUAUCUGUUUUAGUGGUUCCCUACACACUGUUCCACCUGUGGACACACAGCCAAGCUAGCUCUUCCAGUCAUCACAGGCUGUACAGUUGUGCCUACGGCUCCAUGUUCCUUCUUUACCAAGCUUUGGCCCUCGGUUUUCUGCCCACAUACAUGGCAGUUGUGAACAGUUUGCCUCCAGCCUCAUGCUUCAUCAUUAUCAUGGAGCAGGUGAGACUCAUGAUGAAGGCCCACUCCUACAUUAGAGAGAAUGUACCAAGGGUCCUGACCUGGACUAAAGACAAAACCAGCUCAGGCCCAGUGGUCCCUCAAGUUUCUCAGUACCUCUACUUUUUGUUUGCACCCACGCUUAUCUACAGUGAUAAAUACCCAAGAAACCCAAUGAUAAGAUGGGGCUAUGUGGCCUCAAAUUUACUACAGGUGCUCGGCUGUCUGUUUUAUGCAUACUACGUGUUUGUGCGGCUCUGUAUCCCCCAGUUCCGCAGCUUCAGUCUUCAGUUUUUUGACCUGAGGACCAUGGUGCUAUGUGUCUUUAACUCCAUCUUGCCUGGUGUACUGGUUCUUUUCUUGGGGUUCUUUGCUUUCCUCCACUGUUGGCUAAAUGCAUUCGCAGAAAUGCUUCGUUUUGCUGACCGGAUGUUUUAUAAGGAUUGGUGGAAUUCAACAUCUUUUGCUAACUACUACCGUACUUGGAAUGUGGUCGUCCAUGACUGGCUGUUUCACUACGUGUAUCGGGACUUUUUGUGGAUAUCCCAGAAGCGCUUCAGACCAGCAGCCAUGCUGUUUGUGUUUACAGUGUCUGCCAUCGUCCACGAGUACAUCCUAGCAAUCUGCUUUGGCUUCUUCUACCCAGUCCUUUUUUGUUUGUUUAUGUGCUUUGGGAUGAUGUUUAACUUCGUCCUCCAUGACCAAAGAAAAGGUCCCAUUUGGAACAUAAUCAUGUGGACAUCGCUCUUCUUAGGUCAGGGAGUUAUCAUCUGUUUAUACUCUCAAGAGUGGUAUGCCCACUACUACUGUCCCCUAAAGGAGCCCUCCUUCAUUGAGUUACUACAACCUCGGUCGUGGAGCUGCAAGAGGAGUUUGAUGCCCAAAUGACUUUGACCUGAUUCACUUUGAGGUUGCAACUUGUGCCAACAUAGAGAGUAGCAAUCAUUGUGAGGCAGCUGAAUACAUUCAUUAUGCACACACUUUUUACACAAGCAAUAAUAGUUAAUAUUUAACAAAACCAGCAUCCUUCUCAUAACAAUGUUGGUCUGUGGAAUCUUCAUCUGAUGCACUUUGUAAAACAAUUUAACAAUUAUUUAUUGUAUUUUCUGUUUAUCACUCAAGAUGAACUUACUCAAUUUAUUUAUUGAGCAUCAUGCUUUACAGGAUCAAAUUAGAUGUUUAUUCUUUGUAUGCUAAUGUACACUUAUUUCAUUGAUGCUCAUUGCCAUUAAAAUAAACUAAGUUUCAUAUACAUGCACACAUUUCUCAAAGACCUCGUCAUUGCCAAUGUUGAUGUUUUAUGUCUACCAUCUGUAAAUAACGAGAUGUAACAUUCAAAGUAAAAAAUAAUCUAUGCAAAACAUUGUGACCAUUACUUGAACACAAGGU
Molecule: messenger RNA, 2341 nt
Organism: Nerophis lumbriciformis (worm pipefish)
Lineage: Eukaryota; Metazoa; Chordata; Actinopteri; Syngnathiformes; Syngnathidae
Gene: soat1
Product: sterol O-acyltransferase 1
Biological process (GO): cholesterol efflux; cholesterol metabolic process
Cellular component (GO): endoplasmic reticulum membrane
Molecular function (GO): fatty-acyl-CoA binding; cholesterol binding; cholesterol O-acyltransferase activity
Source: RefSeq, a predicted model, not a curated record